CAAAAGUUCCUCUAUAAAACAUUACCCUCGGCAUAUGCCUCUGGGUUUGAGAAUUCAGCAAUCAAAAUUCAGGAGAGAAAAUCCGCAGAAAACAACAAUAAAAUCAAUGGAGGUGUUAAACAGCGUAGUUCUGAAGCCUUCUUCUUCGUGUUGCUAUACUACUCACAUAGGAAAACUUGUCGCAACUUCAAAAAGUUCAUGUUUUUCAAAUUCACAAGUUUGUUUCAGGAAAGGAAAUCGGAUUCUCAGUUCCAGGGGCUUCAAAUUAAGAGUUGGGAAUCAUGGGUUUGAAGAUAAAGGGCACAUGGAGUAUUAUUCAGGGGUUUCCCCUUUUUGUGGGGAGAAAAAGGGAAAGAAAGGGUGGAAUGGAAUUCCAGUGAAAAAGAGGAUGAAAUUGUUGAAGGGUUUGGUUAAGGAUUUAUCAACUUUUUCUGAUUUAGGUUUUGGGUUGGGUUUGGAUUGUGAUAAUAAAGAUAAUCUGGAUUUUGUUGCUGAUGAUAAAUCCAGGAUAAUUUCUGAAGCAGCAGAGACACUGUUAACUCAAUUGAAGCUUCUAAGAGCAGAAGAAGAACAAAUGAAGAAUUGUAAAUCUGAGGACUGUGAAUCAUCCUCGUCCUCCUCAGAGUCAAGUGACAGCGAAUGUGAUGAUGAGGUGAUUGACAUGAAAACUGUGAAAUACAAAGUCGUUGUUGGACCAAUUGAAAGCAAAAACGAGGAGCAACCAUCAACUACAGCGAGCAUACUCCAAGAACAAUCUACGAGGGAACAACCAUCUCAAAAUUUGGAAUCAAACUGCUGCAAUAUGAUAUUAGAUUUGACCUUAAAUAAGGAUGCAGGAAUACAAAUACUAAACCCAGAUACUGUUACUGUAAAUCAGACGAAAGUGGGGAAGAAGAAGAUAGAGGUUUGUAUGGGCGGAAAGUGCAAGAAAUUAGGUGCCCCAGCAUUGAUGAAUGAGUUUCAAAGAGUGAUGGGUAAUGAGGGAGUUGUUGAAGGGUGCAAGUGCAUGGGCAAGUGUAAAACUGCUCCUAAUGUCAGACUUCUGAAUGGUAAUGAUUAUUUGAAAGCUAGUAAUCCUCUCUGCAUUGGAGUUGGUCUAGAAGAUGUAGAGUUGAUUGUUGCGAACCACUUUGCUGGAGAAGGAGUGUCUAAGGACCAGGUGCGAGUUGCUGCUUGGUGCAAUUACUAGUAUUAAAAUCAGUUGUGUAGCUGAUAAAGAAGGUUGAAAGAAAACAUCAAGAUUGAGAGUUCAGAAAUCCAAGGUGCAAUUUCAGAGUGUCUGAAGUUCUGAACUGAAGCAGGAAAACUACCCAAGUAUUAGAACAUGAAAUUGACGCAUUCCUGUCAAAUGUCAAUGUUAGAAUCAUUACUUUGGAGAGUCUUUAAAUCUGCCAUAAGAUUUUCUUCUGUUUUGUGUUGUACAUAACCCUCUUAUUAAUUGGGUAGUUAUUCAAUAUAAGUUAUGUUUGCUGAAA
This is a messenger RNA of Spinacia oleracea (spinach), 1475 nucleotides long. RefSeq names its product diacylglycerol O-acyltransferase 3-1. Lineage: Eukaryota; Viridiplantae; Streptophyta; Magnoliopsida; Caryophyllales; Amaranthaceae. The coding region runs from base 35 to 1189 and encodes 384 amino acids. The record is from RefSeq and is a predicted model, not a curated record. The transcript has 2 exons.